GCCCUCCAGACACUUUUUACGAGGGCGGCAUUUUCGGGGCUUCUCUGCGUUUCCCCCAGGACUUCCCCAACAGCCCCCCGGAGAUGAUUUUCGAGCAGGACAUGUGGCACCCGAAUGUGUUCCCGGACGGAAGGGUUUGCAUAAGCAUUUUGCAUCCUCCCGGGGCAGAUGUUUUCAACGAACAAGAAACAGCAGAAGAAAGAUGGAGACCCAUUUUGGGAGUCGAAGCAAUUCUCGUUUCCGUCAUUUCCAUGCUCGGGGAGCCCAACAUCGAGUCCCCUGCCAACGUCGACGCUGCCAACAUGUACAAGAACAACAUUCAAGAGUACAAAAAGCGGGUCAGGGCAAUCGCCAGGAAAAGCGUAGAGGGUUAA
Molecule: messenger RNA, 374 nt
Organism: Eimeria tenella
Lineage: Eukaryota; Apicomplexa; Conoidasida; Eucoccidiorida; Eimeriidae
Product: ubiquitin-conjugating enzyme e2, putative
Exons: 3
Biological process (GO): protein polyubiquitination; ubiquitin-dependent protein catabolic process
Molecular function (GO): ubiquitin conjugating enzyme activity
Source: RefSeq, a predicted model, not a curated record